Molecule: messenger RNA, 3298 nt
Organism: Octopus bimaculoides (California two-spot octopus)
Lineage: Eukaryota; Metazoa; Mollusca; Cephalopoda; Octopoda; Octopodidae
Source: RefSeq, a predicted model, not a curated record
AUGUCUGAUGCAAACAGCAAUGAAAUAAAAAAUGAAAAAUGGAUUCACUAUGGAAGACCGGACAGCAAAUACUUCAACAAAAGAUACAUCUUUGAAAAGUGUCUUCUGCGACUCAACAAUGGAAAGAAGCAUAAAUUGGUAUUUUAUUCGAAAAGUGGUGAAGAACUUUUUGAAAAAUACCUUCCAUUCUAUGGCUACCCUCAUCACAUCUACUCUGAUAAUGUUUAUUAUUAUGUCCUGUUCAAGAGACAGUCGAUUGUUGUAUGUUAUGAUAUAUAUGGAGAAAUUAAAUGGCAGUGGCAACUGCCUUUCCCUGUUCACCCUCACAUUGCUGUUUUCCAAGGGACUGUUUAUCUACCGGACACUCAACUCAACAGGGUCCUUCUUUACAAGUAUCAGGACUGGUCAUCUGGCUGUUGUUUACACCUGAAAAAUCCUUAUAUCAGAAAUCUAAAUCUACGACUCAAAGAAAAGGAGAAUGACAAACUUCUUAUUGCCAAAAUAUGUCAUCUGGCAAAUGGACAGUUGGUGGUGUCCGACAUCAACCAUGAUUGCUUGUUAUACAUUUCUAAUGGAGGAGACAUUGUGUCGAGAUUAUCUCUGCCGUCUACAGCUACAGAUAUAUGUCAAUGGGAUUCUAAUCAAAUAGGUGUCACAUUACCCUUAGAGAAACAAUUAAGGGUCAUUGGAAACCUAUCAAAGACAGUGAGAAGUGUAUCAUUAAGUCACCCUUAUGUACAGGAUCUGACAGUUUCUGAUAAAGCCAGACAUAUUCAUCUUGAUGACAUCCCUCUUCGUUUUGGAGACAAGCAGUCAGUGGAGAUUAACAGUUUGGUUAUUACUGGAAAUAACCUAAUUGUAGGAUAUGACAAGAAAAACAAAAACCUCAUAAUAGUCACAUUUGAUGGUAAAAUUCUGGAUUCGAUCAAGUUGAAUGUUGUUUACCGUAUCAAUAUGUGUCGAUGGCAGUCAAACACAAUAGCUAUUACGACUGGUGAUUAUAACAACCAACUGUUGACAUUAAAAGUGGAAUUUCCAUUGUCAUUAGUAAUUUACCAGACGGAAAAGGAAUAUUACCGUAUUGCUUCUUUUUCAAACAAUCAAAUGCUUUGUAGUGGACGUAGAGAUGUAUGUAGUUUGUAUGUUGUUGAGAUUGACGAAAUACAUUUAACUGUGAAUGAAAUAAAACAAAUAGACAUACCUGAAACAUUAUUAACGAGAGACGAAUAUCAUGGUAGAUAUGAUGAUGACAUGCUUGAUAUAGCAGUUACUACCCAUGACAUGAUCAUUGUUGGUAAUGAAAGAUUCAUCAUUUUCUUCAAUAGUGAUGGUCAAUAUUUACAUUCAGUUAGACACUACAUGGGGUAUUUUGGUGAUAAAAACAAGAUGACAAUUGAUGACAGUUAUUUGUACAUUUAUGGUGUGUGGGAUAAAUAUCGUGUUUUCAUCGCAUACAAUAGCAUUUUGUGUUGGACAGAGAUUGGUGAAUACAACAAAAUAUUUUUAAAUAAAAGAAUUUAUAAAGAUUAUGUAAAUUUCCCCAGUAUAAACUGUAAAGGACCAAGGUUUGUUGGAAGCAAUUGGAAUAAAUUGUAUAUUGAAGGUUUGUUUAAGCUUAAUCGAGAAAGAUUCCCCAUUUCUCGUUUGCGAACAGACAUAUAUCCUGUUCAAGUAAAAGAUAUUGAUAUCUCUGAUAAAGGACACACAGUUGUGUGUGAAAAAGUUAACAAUGGAAAUCUUAAAAUAUUUGAUGAAGAUGGAAAGUUGCUAUGUUGCAGAAAUGCUGGAAGUUUGGUUGGUGGUGUGUGUUUUACAAGAGAAGGAAACAUAUUGGCCACAUUUCCUAACAGACAAGAAAUAUUUCAAUUGAAGCAACAAGGUUUGGAGAAAUAUAAAGUUUGGCAAAGUCGAGUACCUUAUGGUGUAAUAUGGAGGAAAGUGGGAAAUAUUUACUUGUGUGUACAUAUUAAUUUGAUUGACUGUGAUAGCAUAAAGAUUGAUGGAGAGCAACUGGAAGUUCUGAAAUCUUUCGCGUUAUUAAAGCUUGAUUCUGACUUUCAUUUCCCUUCCAUUUCAUCUCAAAUGAACAACGAAAUAUUCAGUAAUGAAUUGAUUAAUAAAGUGAAAUAUAGUGGAGGAGAUGAAAGAGGAGAAAAAAGAGCUAAAUCAGGAGAAAUAACUUGUAAAAGUAGAUUAAAGGUGAGAUGUGGUAAUUACAUAGCAGAGAGUAUGUCAGGAAUUGAUGAAAUAUCAGUGAGGAGACUGCCGCAUAGAACAUCAAUAGUCCCUCUCUCCAUUCCUACAUUCGAUGAACCUGUUAAUUAUGAUUGUAUGGAUAUUAGGGACAACAACUCUAAACUAAUUAAGUUAGAUGACAAUGUGAGUGUGUUGCUGUUUAGAGACACUGUCAUAUUAAUCAGAACAACCACAGGUGACAUACUUCAACAUAAACAAUUACCACAGCAACCACUAGGCAUAUGUCGGUGGACAGAUGAACGAUUCAUAGUCGUCUUUGGUAAAGAAAUGAUGGUCUUCAAUAGAGAUCUCUGUCGUUUAGAAACCAUUGAAACAAAGAAAUACUACAACACAAUUUAUAAAUACAACGACAAUCAACUCGUGUGUGGUGGUUAUUAUAUUAGAGACAUAACUCCACAUGAGAGAGACAAGCAUUACGGAAGGUUUUUUUACAACAACAACUUUCACUACUUUUGCAAAGACCCCAACGCCUACAACUCUUAUUACGUAGAUGUAGUUGAUCUCAAUGAUGGGACGUGUAAAUAUGAAGUGUGUCAUGGGAAGACAUCAGAAUAUGGAAAAUUAGAGGGAGAUUCAGUGGUGUUUGAUGUAGUGGUUACAUAUUUUGGUGAUGUCGUUGUUGCGAGGAGGGAGAAGGAAGAGGGGGGACAGUGGUGUGAUGAUGAUCACUACUUUGUCGAUUGGUACACAGAACAGUCAUUGGUCAGGAGAAUAAAACUACAACCACGAUAUAAUAGGUCAAAGUAUAAUAUUUACAGACCUUGUCUAACUGCAGUUGAUGAAUAUGUUUACAUUAAAGAUGCACAAGACAAUAUUUACCAAAUACCUGGACAUAUUGAAAGUCAAACAUUUGAAGAUAGUGAACACCUGCAAACUAAAGAUAUUGAAAAAUAUUUACUCCUCAGAGAGGAUGACAAUGAGGUUUUCCAAGUUCUUGGCUUUGAUAUUUCAGACAAUUCUUUCAUGGUUUUUGGAAUAUUUCCAGGACAUCAAUCUUUUGCUUUCUUUCACUAUGACAAAUAAAUAUUUGCAUUUGGUGUUA